GUGUGUGUGUGUGUGUGUGUGUGUGUGUGUGUGUGUGUGUGUGUGUGUGUGUGGACACGGAUCCAGUUUCUCCCUGUAACAGAUCACCUUGACUCCCACAGAUUCAGUUUCUGCUCCCGUGUGACUUACACAUUAAUACAUGCAGCAUCACAGAGAACCAGCAGUUUUUUUUUUAUUUAGUCUGGUUCUGGUUCUGCUUUGGAUUUCUUUUCUUCUCUCCUGACUGCAGGGUAAACCCAUGGUGAUCGCCGGGGGCUCCCAGUGCUCGCUCCCCCGGCGUCGCGUUACCUCCCUCGGGGCACGAUGGGCUCGUGAGCGAUGCCUUCUCCGUGGAAACGGGUGACGUUCUCCGCAGCCUCGGUGCUGUGCACGGGCUCGGUGGUCCUCCUGGUGGUGGCCCUGUCCACGGAGAGGUGGGUCACCGGGCGGAUCCUGUGUCAGACAGGGGUGGACAUCGUGAAUGCGUCCCACCCGGAGUUGGACCAGUUCGUGGGGGACAUUUACUACGGCUUGUUCCAGGGAGGGAAGACCAAGAAGUGCGGCCUGGGCAGCAGGCGCUCCAAAAUCUACAUUUUUCCAAACCUGGUGCAAACACUGAACGGUGGCCUCCACAUGAUGGUUAUUCUCUUCCUUUUGGUAGCCAUCGGUUUUGCUCUGGUCAGUCUAUCCUUCUCUAUUUACAACGCCCGAAAGGUUCCCUACCAGAGCAUCAAGGGGCACAAAGGUCUCUAUCUGUGGAACCUCAUUGCUGGUAUAUCUUUCUUUGGCGCCCUUGGAGUUCUGUGUUUCCUGUCAGCCAUGAGACAUCACGGCCUGACAGAGAGGGUGGCGAACUAUAAAGAGAACCUGUUCUCUCUGGUCAUCCUGGAUGACAGCCUGGACUGGUCCUUUUGGCUCGGAGUCGGCAGUGUCGGGACUCACAUUGCCGUCUGCGGAGUGGUUGCCAUGAGUCGCGUUAAGCUGCCCAAACCGGAGAUCAAGAAGCCCGAGGAACCCACCGUCUCUGCCGUGGACCUGCUCUACUGAGGGACACACAGGAGAGCGAGCGUCGCUGGUGGUGUUUUCUGUGGCAGAUGGACGAUCAGCAGGCUGAGACCCACUCAGUGCCAUAGCCCCUUAAAGUGCCUGUGACAUGCCUCCAUUACAAAAAGUCAAAGAAAACAUCUUUAAAUGUAAGAAA
Molecule: messenger RNA, 1180 nt
Organism: Austrofundulus limnaeus
Lineage: Eukaryota; Metazoa; Chordata; Actinopteri; Cyprinodontiformes; Rivulidae
Gene: clrn2
Product: clarin 2
Exons: 3
Coding region: 319-1026 (235 amino acids)
Source: RefSeq, a predicted model, not a curated record